ACCAUGCGUGAGAGAAUAGCUGAAGGAAGCCCUGCUAUCAAUCCAGAGCCUGAACCAUCACCUGGUGCAGUGGCACCACCUAUGGAGAUAGAUACUGCUAUAGCUUCUUCAUCUACCGGAUCUUUGGAAGAAAGAAGCCAAGGCUGUUGGGAUACUGACUUGGAUUUAGUGAUGGAAAUUAUAGAGAAUGACCUUUCAGAUCAACGUCAACACAUUCAGUGGGAAAAUGAUCUCCUCCAACCAUUUCAGAUGAAAGAUAUUCCAGAUCUUUGUCAUCAUCAGGUGAAUGCACUUAUUCAAGACAUGUUUGAAGAUCCAACUGAGAUUGACGUCAGAAGUCAUGCCAUUGGGAUUCCAACUAAUCAAGUUGUAACAAACACAACAACUACAAUCACCUGUGUGCGAAGCCCAAGGAGAAACAUACGUGUGUACCGGCGGAACCGGCCAAAGUACUACCUUCUGUACAAAAUAGUCAAUAAAACACCAAAGUAAGAGAGUCCAUCAAGAGACUUCUAGAUAGUAUCAUUCACAAAACAUCCACAACAGUAACAUCACGAGACUUCUAGAUAGUAUCAUCCACAACAGUAACAUCAAGUGACUUCUAGAUAGUAUCAUCCACAACAGUAACAUCAAGUGACUUCUAGAUAGUAUCAUCCACAACAGUAACAUCAAGUGACUUCUAGAUAGUAUCAUCCACAACAGUAACAUCAAGUGACUUCUAGAUAGUAUCAUCUACAACAGUAACAUCAAGUGACUUCUAGUUAAUAUCAUCCAAUAAAUUCAACUUCUAAUCUGCUAAAUUAAAUAAAUAAAUAAAUUUAUUUUUUUUCUCCUGAAAAAUCAUGGUUAUUUUCUGUUAAUAGUCCAAUAAAAAUAGCCAAGAUUAGAAGAAACAUACCAGAAGUGACAGGUGGGGGGUGAGCUACAAAUAUGUUCAAAGGUUUUUUUUAAUAUAUUUGGGAAAUAUUGUAAAACUGUACCUUUGAACCCCCUCCUUAGCUCACCCCCCACCACUGAGGACUUUAAAUAUAUUUAUUAGGACCCUUUACUUAAAAUUGUACCCAUAGACGUACCAAUUUUCAACACUAUCAGAAUUUUUUCUCCUAACUGCUGUUUCAAUUACUUAUUUGUUGGACUAAAUAAACACUUUCUGUAUGUAAAUAAAUACUGUGUGAGUGGUUUAAUAUAAUUUUUUUAUACAUUCUAUGUUUUUAAAGAAAAUAAUUAGUUUUUAAAUAAUUAAAGGUAAUUCUUGUUUCUCCUUAGAGUCUGAUAAAAAAGUUCAUUGAUGAUACAAUUUAGUAAGCCAAAAUUGUAAUUACAUUUACAAUUUCAAUCUGGUAGAUUACUAACCCCUUCACGGUUUUUUUACGUAAUAUUACCUUCUAGUGAUUGUGUAAUAGUGUGCUACUGAGGUAAUAUUAUGUACCAUCAUAUUGUUCCUGAUUCAUUCUAUUGUCUGCCAUAAUAUUGUGUAAGAAGCAUUUCUAUGAAAACUACAGAUCAAGCAAGUAUUUCUGGCAUUUUAUAGUAGAUGUCAGCACUUCCUUGCGUCCUCUGUCAUGAGUGCCUGCACCUUGAGCAGACACAUCCUGGAGUAUUUUAUGGUUUUAUUUCUGGUGCCUAUUGUACCAUACAUACAAAUAGACGAUUGGUUUUGUUUCAGUGAUGAUGACACAAACACAUAUAGUGAAAAUGACCAAGCAGACAAUAUAUAAAAAAUAACAACAAUUUAAAAAGACACUAAAAAUAACCUUAUGUAUAUGUAUAUGUCUAAAAACCUAUCUCUGUAAAAAAAUCAAAACAUUCAGUAAAACAACAUAGUUUAAGGUAUAAAAAGAAAACCGUUAAGGGGUUAAACUUUCUCUACAAUAUCUGUUGAAGAAGUCUCUGUAAGUUUCUUCCAUUUAAAUGUUUUGGCUGUAAUUUGUAGACUGUUAUUUUAUUAAAAGAAGUUUUAUAUAUAGUGUAUUAUAUGUUUCUUUAUAUGAAUUCAUUACAAUUUUAUUAUUAUAUGUUUCUUUAUAAACUAGUAUUCCAUACCUUGUAUAACCUUUUAUAUGAAUUCAUUACAAUGUUAUUAUUAUAAUAUUGUUUCUUUAUACGUGUUUAUAUGAAUUCAUUACAAUUUUAUUAUUAUAUGUUUCUUUAUAAACUAUUAUUCCAUACCUUGUAUAACCUUUUAUAUGAAUUCAUUACAAUGUUAUUAUUAUAUGUUUCUUUAUACGCGUUUAUAUGAGUUCAUUACAAUUUUAUUAUUAUAUGUUUCUUUAUAAACUAUUAUUCCUUACUUUGUAUACGAUUUUUUAUCAGUUCAUUAAAAUGUUUUAUAUUGCU
Messenger RNA from Homalodisca vitripennis (glassy-winged sharpshooter), 2337 nucleotides. RefSeq lists its product as uncharacterized. The coding region runs from base 4 to 492 and encodes 162 amino acids. NCBI's taxonomy places the organism in Eukaryota, Metazoa, Arthropoda, Insecta, Hemiptera, Cicadellidae. The transcript has 9 exons. The record is from RefSeq and is a predicted model, not a curated record.